This is a messenger RNA of Pocillopora meandrina, 15588 nucleotides long. Lineage: Eukaryota; Metazoa; Cnidaria; Anthozoa; Scleractinia; Pocilloporidae. The record is from the annotation of a GenBank genome assembly.
AAACAAAGAUGGCAGGCGCUUGCCUUCUCAGUUUUGCAAUGUCAUGGUCAUUAUGUAAGUUUUAAAGAAGUAAAAAACUUUAUCAAGAUGUUGUAAAUGUCAUUUCAGAAGAAUUACUGUUUUCUCUGAGAUACGUGUGAAAAUCGCACUUGGUGAACUGGACUCUCUAGAUCCUCUUUCUGAUGUCAGGAGUUAAACAGUAGAGUAUGGAAGAGGGUUAGUAGCAAAUUUGAAAGCCACUUUGUGUGACUAACGAGUACAGUGCCUUUGGGAAAAUUUGGAGUUGAAAGGAGAGUUCAAGAAACGAACAAAGAAAGGUGAAAUGGAUAUUUUUCAUUGUGUCUAAAUGAGUUCGGUUUUUAAUUUUUACCAAGUGUAGCCGAUUGUCCUGCAGCUUACAUAACGGUACCCUGCUUUUGUAACUUUGCUUUUUAUUAGAGAAUGAAUCAUCGAUGAACAAAUUGUCUUUACCUUUGCAAUAUACCGUAACAGGCUAAAUUCAAUGAAUAAUAUGAAUCAAAGCUGUUUAUGAAUGAUAAUGAUAAUAACAGUAAACAACAAUAAUCAUGAAAAUAACAGUAAUGACAGUAAAAAUACAUGAUAAUAAUACGGCUGUUAAUAAUAAUGAUGAUAAGGAGGAUACUAGCUUGAAAAACUGAACAAAAGGGAUCGGAUACCUUUAUUAGACAUUGCAGUGCCAAUUUCUCCCAAGUUAGGUGUUGGAAAUUCAAUAUUUGGAGAAACAUGGUCAGAAUUAACGCCUGAGCUUUACCAAGUGCCACAGCUUUGCCGUGUUACUGACAUAUUCACCAGAGUUUUCAUAUAUUUUAGCAUGUCAAAGAAUGCUGAGGAAACCAACAACAUGCUGGACAGAUGGGCAAAAGUUUUUGACAAAAGGUUUGUAAAUAUCAGCCAAUCACAGAGAGGAAGUAUAAUUGUAGUCUGGUCAAGGGUGUUGUGGAUGAUGAGUAUAUAUGCUACCCAUGCCCAAAAUAUAUAUAAAAACACCACAAUUGUUACAAAGAUCUCUGUUACAUUUUUUACGCCUCUCCAUUAUGCUUCCCUUGACACCCCGUGUGACACAUCAUGCAUCACAAGUGUUAUUUACACUCUAAAAUGUACAAAGUACAUGUAACUGCCUUAGAGCCCUUUAGCCAACAGACAUGAGCUAACUUAAAAAAUGUCACAACUUGCUACAUGAUGAUUGAGUACAGGUUGCUAGAUUGGCAAUCAUCCUGUUAAAGAAGGGUAUCCAAAUUCCUGUAUGCCUAGGGUUGCAGAAAAUAACACUAAAUACCACUUAAUAUGAAUGUAAUGAGUGAACUAAUUUUACAAUCUUUCACAAUGAUUUCGAUAGUUACUUUAAUGGAAUUUUUCUUUGAAACUUUCCGUUACUUUCCAGCUAUGUGUUUUGGUCAGGUAUCAUCCUUUUUUAACACUUUGGUAACAUAGUGAUAAAAACUCGGGGUUAAUUUUGUCCUUUCUGUUGUUUUUACAGCCUUGCAAAGCCAGUACCAAAGACAGUAAGUGUAGUAGACUGCAAACUGUAUUAUACUGUUGUAAUGACUGUAUAUUGUUAUUGCUAACUAGAAUAUUAGUUUUAUACUCAUGUGGCUUACAAAUGGAUCUCGUUAACUUUAAAAACUAGAGUUAGUUGUAGUUACAUAUAACUUCUUUGAUCUGCUCUUCCCUCACAUGUAGGUUAGAAGUCUUUUGAAAGGCCUGAUAUAAUGAUACACUGCAAUGUAACAGAUGUUAAAAGACCAGAUAUCUUUCAAAUUUCUAGUCUAAGAAAUAUUCCUCAUUAUAACUGGGUUGAGUGUCUACAGAUUAAUUUUUGCACAGAUUAUGACUCUAAAACCAGGUACAACAAGUGUAUCAAAAUUGACCUUUGUAUGUAAAUGAAUAUUACCUUUCAAUGUGGAAGUACCAAGUCAAUUGGCCUGAAAUAGAAACAAGAAGUGACGAUUUUUUUGGCAAAGCCCUCUAUGAGUGUAAAAAAAAAGCCUCAUGAAGUCCCUCAGACUUCUUUCCCCUUUUAAGAAGGGCCAUAAUCCAAACAUGGCUGUUUCUUUUUUAUCAUGUUGAUGUAAUACUUCCCUACCAGUGAGCAGCACCUUAGGCACUUGUGUGUAAAUUUCUGAUUAUGAGUAGUGCUACCCAGCAUUUGGAAACUAGGGAUGGUGUCUUAUAGCAUAGUCCAACAAGGGCCUGGAUAUGAAGAAUGCGUUGAGGUUUAAUUUUUUUAGAGACAGGUAAUGCACAGAAAAAAGAUAGGAGAUAUAUGGCCAAAUGGGAUCCUUUAUGAGUCAUUCUGUUGUGAUUAUGACACCUUUGUUGCAAAUGCAGUCAGAAAAUAAUGAUUAAAUGGUUUUGCACACAUACAAAAUUGUCUCUAAUUUGGAAGUAUUUUCAUAGACAUUUUGGUUUUGUAUGGUCUCUUUACUUAAGAAAGAAUUUGUAGAAUAAUGGUGGUUCAACUGUAUUAUUGGACUUAACAUUGUGUUUUGUUAUUUUUUAGUUAACCCUUAAAAGGUCAAGCACAUUGGAGCUAGAAGAUGUUCAAGAAGAUGUUAUUGAAGACAUUGACAUAGGUAAAGGCUGCAUGGACCUCUCUUGUCAAGUAGUCCCCCUCCCCAACCUAAUAGGGCCCCCAUUCCCCACCAAAAAAAACCCCUUCCCCACCAAAUAGGCUCCCCCCCCCACCAAAUAGGCCCCCCUCCCCUAUCAAAUAGGUCCCCCUUCCCCACCAAAUAAGCCCCAUUCCCCCCCAAAAUAGGUCUCCCUUACCCACCAAAUAGGCCCCCUGCUCCCAUCAAAUUGGCCCUCCUUUCCCCACCAAAUAGACCCUCCCCCCUACCAAAUAGGCCCCCUCCCUUGCCAAAUAGGCCCAAAACUUAAACAAUAGACUGCGACACUUUCAACUCCAGCUGAUCAAUUGUAUGGCACAAAACUAUGAAAUCUCAACACAAUGUUCGUUGAUCGGUCAUAUUUAAGUGAUCACGGAUCGUUGGUUGAACGUCAAGUUCUGAUGAGGUCCAAGAGUUGUAGGGGUACAAAUUAAUGAUUUGUAUGUUGCAUUCAUUUCCUACCGGAGCAAAACCUUUGUCAAAGAGUGUCUCUGUUAAAUUAAAAAAAAGCGGUAAAUGGUCCUCUUUCCGGGUGGCCCAGUUUCAAUAGAUACACUGUAACUUUGACUGGUCGAAAAGUUACCACAGAAGCUGGUACCUUCCUACUCCCCCCAAAAAAACCUCGGAAAUGAUGAAAAGAGAGAAACGAGUACUUUCAAAAUCAUUUAGCAUACUCGUUCUCAGCCGUAUCUCUAGUUUUCAUUAGUAUAGAACCAUAAGCGUUCUAUCACAAAUGCUGCAAUCUGAUUGGCUAUUCGCUCUCAAUUCGCCCUCAUAAACUCUCGCGCGAUAGAAGUCUCGAGCUGACAAGGAAUGCACGCAAGAAGUGCGCGGGGAGGGGGGGAGGGGGGAGGGGUUCAGAUGGGUAGAAAGAAAAAGGAAAGACUCUCCUCUCACUGUCUCUUUCCUUCCCAUCCUUCCUUUCGUCGUGGUAGUGCCAGCAGUAGGCACUACCGAGAACGUGGCAAAACAAAAAGAUCUAAUGAGCAGAACAAUAGCUCACCACGUGCGUUUUAAAAAUAUGUACAUUUCUUAGCCUUCUUCUGCAAAACAAAAACGUGCAGUUACCAAAAUUUGUGUGGUCUGAUAACAAAAACCGCGAUAGCAAAUUAUUUAAGUUUCCAAUUGGGACCCAACGCUCACAUGCGUUUUUCUGAUGUAGAGCCGGGUAGGGCGGCGCAAAAGACGGUAAAUACGUUCAGCUAUUCGCAAAAUUCAAACCAAAAAUAUAAAUUCAUUUUUAAAGCGAUUUCGUCUUCAGCGUUGCUGUCCUGACUGUUUAAUAUUCCCGGCAAGUCUCUCCUAAGACUGCAUGACCCAGCAGUGUGUGAAAGAUGAGAGAAGAGAAGGCAGUGAUCAUAUUCUCUUUUCUCGAAUCCUUGCACAGACGCUGGCCAUGUGCUGACACCUCCAAUACCUCAAGAAAGCAGAAGUACUUUACAUGUGUGUUCAAGACACGGAAGGGAACGCACAAAAAUCCUGGAGCAGAAACCGGUCAAACCUUUUAGAUCUAUCCAACCCAAACCAGUUAAACCUGUUAGACAAACGAGCUUUCAUGCACCCACUCCAAAAGAAACAUCUGCUGUAAAAUCUGGUAACAGAGCGGAAACGUCGGUGAGUGACUUAUGAUGAUAAACUGAACAAUUUAAGAAUAGCUUAGGGCGAAACAAAACAUUAAAUACUAUUAUAUCAAAAUAUUAACCCUUUAAUUCUCAUAGGUGACCAAGACAAAAUUUCUCCUCAGAAUAUUAAUACAAUGUUAAGUAGUUAAGUAAUGAGAAUAUAGAAAAAGACCAGUAUCUGUUAAGGAAUUAUAAGUCGAUCUAAUACCUGGUUCUCCCAAUUAACAUCACGAGAAUUGUAUGACAGGCAGUAAGAAGAAUGAAAUCUUGAGUUUGAAAGGGUUAAGAGUUUGAUGUAACAAAGUGCUAGAGGUGUGGAAAUGCUGUCAUCAUAACGUGGGUGCUUCGGCUGAGGGCGGGAAACGCGGGCAAGUGGUCCAGAGGGUCGAUUUCUCUACUUUUAAAAAGUAUCAGUGAAGCAUUAUACAGUUUCAGCGUUUAUGAUGGUAGAUUUAACGCGUUUUUUUCUUCAGGUGCAGCUUGCACCUCAACCAGAAAAAUGUCCUCAACAUGAAGUGAAACAGGAACUCGUUAAGGAGCUAUCAUUGGGUAAUUAACACAGUUUGUAUACAGUUUUCUUUUGACGUAAGAGACUGAGAUAUUAGUGAUAUUACACUUACUGGUUUAGACACUUUGGUUAAGAGUAAUUCACGGGUAUAUCACAAAGUAGAGGAGAACAUAUUGAGAUGUAGUUGAAAUAAAACUUUACAAGCGGCUUCUGAAAAUGAAUACUUUGUUGUGGUACAGAUCCGGUUGGUAUCUUUUCCAUUUGUUUUUGUCUUUUUAUUAUAUGUCUCUCUCGAACACGUCGUGUUUUUCUGGACUUUGAAUCUACAGUUUGGAUAACGUUUGGAGAACGCAAUUACUUGUCAGUCACCAGUGAAAACAAUUCAACUUAGCAGUCUUGUUGCCUUUUAAGACAUGUUUUAGUUGGUUUAGCAGAACUUAAGAUUAAUUUAAUGUUUCAACUUUGUAUGUUCAGUUUGCGAGUAACAACUAGCGCAAUUUUCCACGAUCUUUUGUUUAUUUGAGGCAAGUCUUAGACUGUUGCUAUGUUACCAACCAAGAGGCGGAUUUAGAGGAGGGUCCGGUGGGUCUGGAUACAUCCCCCUCCAAUCCUAUGAGGGUGUUUCUAAUACUUGCCUGGCUAUGACUGGAUCACAUAUUGCUACAAGUCUGGCUGUUUUUUUUCCUUCUUUCUCUUUUUUCGUAACCGUGAGUGAGGGAGGGGGAGGAGUGAGGGGGGGGGGGAGGGGAAGGGAGAAGGGGGCGGAGGGUGAGAAGUUAAGGAAAGGAUCUUCGCCGUUAUUUGUGCUUUUUCACAUGUUUUUCGCGCGCUUUCCUUUUCGGUCGUCUUCACUGACUAAAAUUUAUUAGACAAUUGAAUGAGCCAUCUAGCUUGGUAUUGUUCAAACCAGUUACUUUUUACAACAAAUGCGGAGUUAGAAUCCUCUUGUGUCCAAAAGCUAUUUUUUUUUAAUUUGAUGACGACUCCCGAAAUUAAGAAAAACUACUGCAAUCUCGAAUGACUUUGUUAAGAGGAACCUGGGUAGAAGAUUCUCUCCGAUCAAGGCGUCUGCUUAUGUCAACCCUUAAACUUACGAAAUGAUUUUGUUUUACUUUAACCGGUAGACAUUGGACCGUUACUUCCUUCAUCCCGCCCUAAGAGACAAAAUUCUUCCAGUCAAAGAAAGCCCUUGGAAAGAGAACGCGCCACAGAAUCCGUUAAACCAGCUGUGCCGGGUGGGGAUCCAAUCACAUUGGAGGUAGCCAAGGUAAGACAUGCGUCGUAGAUAUUGCUUUAGUUCUAUGGCAAAUCUUCAAAAAUUGAUUUGAGUGAGAUCCACUGUUUUUGGAGUUCGAAUCCGUUCGGGACAUGCCGAUUAUUAUUCAAUCUCUACCUAGAACACAUGCGAGAUAACCUUUCCUGGGAAUUUCUGAGGCGCUUUUUACAUAGAAUAAUAUAAUUUUAACUUGAUUGUCGCAAGUUAUCUGGAAUUGCUUUUGUUUUGCUUUGAAUUCGCCAUGCGCUAUGUCCUGAAACUUGCGCCACUUUCUCUGCCAAUCAGAUUCAUUACUCAAAUCAGUCGCGUCUUGGUCACUCGCGUUUCCGCGUUUUCGCGCGUUUUCUCGCGUUUUCUCGCGUUUUCUCACGCUUCAGGCUUUAACCUUGUUUCAGUUCUCAGUGGCCCCCUGUGAUAUUUUCAUGUUGUCUGAUUGGACAAGUUUACCAUUGAGUACUCUUUAGCUCAGUUGUUAGAGCUUCCGGGCGCAAAAUAAGUCGGUACAGCCUGGGGAUCGGGUUUGACUCAUCCUCGGUUGCCUCCAAAAAGUGCGCGGCGCACACUUCUCUCUCCAAUUCUACUCGCGUUGGUUGGCUUCUGCUUUGAAGACGACUGGGGAAUAGUCAGAGUUCAGAUCCUCACCAUGUACUCACUCCCAGGAGUGACCAAAACGGAAUUAUCAAUAAUGAUUUUCAACUGUAAAGUUGACGAGAUGAAAGAAAAAUAUCAGUUAGAGAGGGUGUUGUUUAAUUUACCACCAAAUUCUAAGAUCUGAAAUUUUGAGAACAGUAUCGAUGACCGUCAGUGUACUGUGAGAACCUUGAUGGUUAAAUAUUUCAGUGGAAAGGUUUAAACGUCCUUUCAAUCACUUUCCAGGCCCUCCGUGUGUUAUUAUUUGGUACACCGUACACGUCUUUCAACUCUGACUGGAGAAGACAGCAUAUCAACUUCUUUUCGCACAAGUCUUACGCUCUAAGCUUCCAUAAGGUAACUUGGGGGGUAAAGAGAGCCAGUAGUUUGAGAGGUGGUCAGCGCCAACCUGAGGUUCAAAUUAUAGUUUGACUUUCCGUGCGCGAAGUAUUAAUUGGGGUUAAAUUUAAGUGAGAUUUUAUGCAGUGGUCAGUUGUGAGGCAGAUUUGAAAAAAACUACAUGAUACGAAUAAUAAUUUGUCUGAAAAAAAAUUACUAAGCCAUCUGAAAAAUUCACACAAAGCCGAGAUAUAGUUCAGCUACAUCUUAUCAUGAACAACCUGGCCCAGUGUAUUAAAUCGAGAGCAAUUUUCAAAUGAGCGUUGGGAACUUAUUGGAUCGCCAAAUGAUUAAAAAUGAAAUGCCAUCCAAGCUUAUUUUUGAGCCAAACGGAGACUAUCGUUUUAAUAUUUUUUUCACUCACUUACUUCCGUAGUUGGGACCUGACGGGAUCAUGGCAUGUUUGCAGGGAUUUCUGUUGAGAUUCUUGUUGUACGACCAGCCGUCCAUUGAACACGUGAAAAGGUAACCAGGACAACAAUCGAUUAAAGGAAUAUUUAGGAGAUGUGGUUUGAAAUCUCAAGCUUAUGAGUAGAUGGGGUCAAUUUUAUUCUCAAAGUGCCAUUCUGAGAAAGAGAGUAAAAAUCAUUUGAUUUCCCCGCAUGGAUUGAUAUUUCAUCUUAUUUUUUAUUUGUUUCGUGUACCAAACGUGAGUCGAGACUGUGUUUACACUUCUUAGGGUUGUUGGGCCAUUUGGAAAUGAUGUGGUCUGAAUUAUUGCCUGUACAAAAGAGAUUUGUGAAGAAUGUUUGUCAGUAAACAAACUCGAUCCAGCGCCGAGUUACCUAACCCUCUCUGACAUAAAAUGGCUCACUGAGUGUGAACACGGAUUUCAAAUGAAGAACUUGAAAAAAUUGAGGUCAGAUUUUCCUUUGUCGACAAACCGUGACGAAUUCUCUCUAAGAAAAAUUAUUAGUAACUAGUAGAGUCUCGAUUAUGCAGUGUCACGAAAUAAGUUUAAAUUUUGUUUGAAUCAAUCAGAAUAGCUAUUUUGUUAAAGAAAAAAGAAGUUGCAAAGUCAUGGUUUUGAUAUUCUCGCAUAGGGAAAUACCGAGAAGUAUUUGAAUGGGAAUUCUCUGAAUGAGAAAUACCUUUGGUUUUUUGUUCCGUAGUAUGUUGAGACCAAUGUCGUCUGACCGUCAGAAGGCACUAAUUACAGCCAUGACGAAGAUCCUCUGGCAAGCAGGAGGCCAACAGCGCGCAACGGUAGUACUGUGAGUGUUACAAAUUGUAUGUUAUGGGAAAUGUUGUUGUUCAUCGUGGUUUCGUAGAAAAAUAAGCAUUUGAUUGUUUGUCUCACGAUAUAAGAUUCAGGCUAAUCAAUUGCAUUGACUGAAGCGUUUCAGCUGCUAUACUGCUUGUCAUAGUCAGGCGACGAGGCCGAAAGUUUGCCUUGUCGCUUAAAGAAAAAUUUCAAACUUUGAUUAAAACUUCAUUCCUUAUGUCAUGAAGGUGGGAAAGCAAAAUAGAGAAUCGAACCCCACACCUUAGAGCUCAGAGAAAUCGUUAAUAAGCCUAUUCUAGGUGCUUAGGUAGUAAAACUCAAUGCGAAAAUAAAAGGCGCUAUAGCGGCGGGGAAGUGAAAUAGAGAGGGAGGUCUGGAACGGGUCGCAUAAUGAAUGACCCGAACGCUUUUGCUCUACCGCCACUAUCGCGCCGUUAACUAUUUCGUUCCGUUUUACUAACUGGAUGCCUGGAACAAGCUAUAGAGGUUGAGUCAGCAUAACAGAAAAUUUAUAAGUGUAUCGAUCAUCCAGUUCCUUAGCCUUCAAUGGGUACACACUCCGUAAGUAUCUCUGCGCUUUCCAAUUUCGUGAGCGCCCGUGAUCGAUAAAUUUUUUAUUUCAGGCCGUGCGGUGAGUGUAACUGGGCGACAAUGGACGACUACAGAGAAGAUCAGCUCACGGAAAAGGUGCACAUCACUAAAGUUUUGAUUUUUAUCUUAAUGUGCUUAUUCGAUUCUGUCGUCAUUUGCUUUUACAAACUGGUACUCGAUGCUUCUUUUUGAGUUGGCUACGUAAAUUGCACGAUUAUCAGUAUUGCGCGAAAGUUGGCAAAAUUAUUAAUAAAAAAAGCCGUAAUUAAAAAAGGGAGGGCUUGUGCUGCUCGCAAAGAGUAAUACCACCAGUUGCAGACGCUGUUACAUUGUGUAUUAGACUGAAAAGGGAUGUGGGUAGUUGGCAAAGAAGGCGUAGUUUUGGCGAGCGAGUGCUAAGUAUUUUCUUGGUGAAAGUUGCUGCUGACAUCUUUGAUUUUUACAGCAGCGGAACGCUGGGGAGAAAAAAAUUCGUACCAAGGGGGUGAGCGUCGGUUAAAAGAAAGGAGAGGGGAGGAGGUGGGGCAAUAGAAAUUACCUCGCAUUUCCCUGCCCCCUCCCUCACCGUCCACUCUAACUCUGAAUCAACCAUGGCCAGUUGGAUAACCGAUCGCGAUCUUCUAACAUUAACUCACCGAAAUAAGACACCUGCACUGCAGGCUGGGGCAAGGGUGGAAUUAAACCCUCUAGUCACUUCGAUCUUCAUAAACUUAGCGGUGGUUUUCUCUGGCGUGGGGUUUUUUUUUCGAUUUGAAUACUUUCAACCACCCAAGUACUCGUGAUUGAGUGGGGUCCCGCUGGGGUGGGGUUCUCUAACAUUUUCCACUUAGGUUGUUUCAUUUUACUUUGGGUAUUGAGUGAGAAACGAAAGCUCAGACAGUUUAUAAGAUAUGAUUAUAAGGAAAAAAGGUUUUUUUCGUCUGAAUUUACAGCUUCAUCAGUUCAGAUUUACCGAGUUUUCCCACCUGGAAAGGUUCAUAAAGAAGCACUUAUCAUUUGUAAGUACUCAGCGCUUUCUGAUUCUAGCUUUUAAUGGACAAUUUAGAGAGGUAUGGUUGUGUUAACGGAAAGUAUUUGGUUAUCUUUUAUUUGUAUCUUAGUAUUUUUUUGUCGAAAUGUUCUAUGACGAAUCUAGAGAUCACAGUAUGUUCCAUUUUAAACACAACAUAUUUAAUACAAAGAGGCGAAUCUGUUGUGCCAUCUACGAACGCGUUAAAAUAUUGUUUCCUCCAUCUUCUCUAGUUCCUAAUUCCUGCUGCCUCUUAUCAUUAUUUUUUGAAAGUGCGUUUUUAAACGAGGUCCGCCAUUUUUAAUCGAUUUCAAACCCAAUUCCAGGUGAAGCUGGGUAGACUGCGUUUUAAAAUGGCGGAUCUUUCUUUUGCGUGAAAGGCGUGUAUUGUAGUCUGUGGCCUUUCUGAAGUGACGUAUAUUACGGGGGUGAUCUAGCCAUGGGGCGAAGUAACCGUAAACCGGCCCCAUAACUCCCUCGCCCCUCUCGGUCAGCUUUUGUAGUCCGCGCUUCCCUUCGAGGUUUUUUUUUUUCGUUCCCUUUCUCUCUUUCUCGUCUUUGCUAUGCUCUUCAGUCGUCUUUGGUAACUUCUUUAUGUUUUCUUUCGUAGUUUGAAAGCACAAACGGAAAUGGUUGCAUUCUGUUUUUGUAUUCGGUUAUUCUGUCCAGAUCAAUUGAAAGGUACGCCGUGGAUGUGCUGUAAACAUUCUGUCAAUUAAUAAAACAUGUAGCUUUUAGAGCUCUUUUCCACUGAGUGUCGUAAAACCAAAACCAACAGCCACAACGGCUAUGAAGAGAAAAUGAGAACUCAAAGUAGAAUCAACCAAACUGCCUAAAGGGCGGGAAAACACAGGCGACUUAGUCGUGAUUGGUUUUAGUUUGAAUUUGAUUGGUUGAGAAAGUGGCGCAAGUUUCAGAACCAAUCACAAAGCAAAGUAAAGAAAACCAAAACAAUCCUGAGUAACUUUCGACAUUCGAUUGAAAAUGGCUCUAAAAACCAGUAGUAAACACACAUCACAACCUUGUUAGGCAAGGGAGGAGGGGAGGGGAGGGGGGUUAAUUAAAGAGUCUGGUAGCCUAUCACUGCCUAUGUUUAUCCAAGGUCCUGUGGCACGAAACGACUACGCUUAUUUCUCCUCCCCCCUUCCCCCCUCCUUUACCCUGGAUGGAAUGCUAACCCAUCGCAGGUUAUCCUUCAGCAUUUCGUUUUCCUUCCCAGCAAUAAAUCUGAACGACCCGACCAGGGCUCGGACCCAUACCCCUCGAUCCAGAGUCCAUCGGGUAAUCCUUAACAAAGUGGCCAGCAUUUUCUCAACUUGCUAAAUAUUUCUAAUCUUUGUAUUUACAGGGUAACUGAGGAUCUAGGAGACCCGAAUUCCUCUUUGAUGGGUCUUCACGACUCGUGCUCUCAGGUAGGAGAGUUCCUUCGAAACAGGUCAACAUACAGAACUUUUUCGAAUCAAGGUGUUUUUUCGUCGCGGUAUGGACUCAUCUUGAGCGUAGAAACUUAAGAUCUGAAUACCUGUUUUUGUGAAUUUUAGUAAAUGCGUGUUUUCUCAAUCUGGCUGUGUUAUUAAUUUUUCUUGUCUCUUGCAACACAGGCCAUGAUUAACUUGAUGCUAACUGGCAGAGCAGCCGCCAAUGUCUUCAACGGUGAUAUCGAGUUCAAUAAAAGAGGACGAAAACUGGUAAGGGGAAGAGAACUUUACAGGAUCGGAUACUGUCUUGUUAUAGUUUGUUUUGUUCCGGAGCUUAUUAUCUCGUUAGUUGUUAUUACGCAGCUAGAGCACCGGAGCUUGCCAUUUUAAGCUUACCUUUGCCAUUUUAAGCCAUUAUAUUGUCUGUAAAGAACAUUAAUCUUUAAAACAACAGUUUACCUAGGAAAGAAUUAUCGUAACUUACCAUGUUUACAAAGGCUAUGGGCGAUUCUCAUCGUCGGUUCAACCCUUUACACACUAACACAGUAUCUAUAUUCUCCAUGACCUUUUUUACACACGCCCUGAGCUGCUUACAAGGAGAAUUUGUUUAACAAUCAAGGGCUUCUUAAGUUGGCGAUCAUUUCCUUUUUUCCCAUGAUUUUGAUGGAUGAUUGAGCGGCAUCAUAGUAACGAGAAAUUAGAUGCUGGUUACUCAUAGGGUCCAAAGGGUUACUUAACUCUUACCCUUCUCAGUCAUAUUCGUUUUACAACGGAUGUUUCAAACUCUUCUCUGAAACCCACCCUUGACAAGUAACUUUCUCUUAUACACAGCCCCAUCCGCUGAAUGGCAUUAAAGGUCGGAGUGAGAUUGGAUUUUUAUCUCUUGAAGAGCAUUUUGAUCCCAAAUCUUUUCAGGUAAUAUGAUGAUACAGUAAAACAGUAGAACCCCACUGAAUUGAAUCCGGUUGACUCGAAAUCCCUCGCUAACUCGAUCAAGAACCAAUUUCCCUUGGAUUUGACCCCAUUUUCCCAGUCAUUUACCAUCAGCUAACUUUAACUCGGUUUACUGGAACUCCCCGUGAACUCGAACUAAUUUUACUUUCCCUUAGCUGAAAUUUACUCUGAUAACUCGAAUUUUAAGUAAAAACGUCGGUCAGUAAACGUCAACGUGUCAGAACUUAACUGAUUCACACGUCCCAGUCUUUAAUCGCGAUUGGUACAAACGUGAUAACAUUUAUAAGAAGGUGAUACAUUUAGCUUAACUUCCCAAACUAACGUCCUUAUCAAAAAGCUCCUAAACAAACUUAAUGUACGAAAGUUUGAGUUAGUGGGAUUCUGCUGUACACUAUUUAGCCAUGUCAUCUCAUAGCUCCCUUAACCUUUGGGACAGUUCUGGUGCAUACAAAACAUAACAAGUUGUUUCCUGUAUCAAUCUCUGACCAGGUUGGCAGCAUGCUCAAGACUCCCAAGUUUCCAGUUUGGGUGGUGAAGACUGGUGAACGUUACGGCGUGCUGUUUUCACUCAACAAGGAACUCGUUAAUGAUUGGUCAGUUAAGUGCUUACAAGUCUUUAAAAUACAAACAAGUUGAAGAAGCUGACAAUUGUAAAUAAAAGUAUCAUUCUUAAUUACUUGCACAAACAACACGGGCGGAACUAAACUAGUUUGCUUCGAUACUCUCUGUGAUUCAUGAAUUCAAAAGAAAAGUAAGAAAAUACAAGGGAAUGGCCUCGUCGAACUAAUUUGGUUUUGUUGUUGCCUUUUACAGGAAGCUCGAGAGGAGAUUUGAGUUGUUGUACUGUACUGGAUCAGCUAAAAGAAACAAUGGUGCAGACGAGAGUGUAUUUAUUAUAGGUACCAAAGUGUUUUUUAAGUCCUAAACCGACUCGCUCAACAUUGUGAUGAUAUCUGAAUCACAAUUUUCUCCUAAUUAGUUUUAACUGCCAUGAAAACAAAGUUUUUAUGUAGUCGGCCUAGGGACCAUUCAUUGUUUAUCCUCUGAGGAGGGGGGGGGGUUAACAUGGUUUUCGGGGGCAACAGAGGGGGUAUCAGUCGUUGCCAACAGACCACAAAGGGUGGACUAUAGAGAACUGGCUGUCAAUUAACAGCCAGUGAGGGGGGGUGAGGGGAAAUCAUAAGAAUAUUAGGGAGCCUUUCUAGGGGGAGGAGGUAAAUUUCAUUGUGACAUCAACAAAAUCCCCCACCCCCUCCCCUCAUAUUAUAUAUAGUUACCCUUCCCCAACUCAAUUAUUGUGUCAGUCAACCCUGAGGUUCUUCUUUUUCAGAUACGAGAGAUAUUUUCAGCUCCGAUGACGAAUUCGGGGAGGAACCAUCUGAGGUGGAACACUGUUUAAGAACCAAGUGAGUUGACUCAGCUCUUGACACAGAAGUCAGUCGCCGUGAUAAACUACUCAGGAUAUUGUUAUGUUGGCCGGGGGGGCACUGGGUCAGUUACGAGAGCACAUCUGAUGAACCAUUUGACCCCUAAGAGCGAUAAGCAACUGAAUUCUCCCAACAACAUCACCCUCGAAUCAAACAUUAAUGUUACGAGAAUAUAGGAGAUGAUCACGAACUAAGUUAGCUCUUGAUUGUUCAACAAAUUCUCCUUAUCAGCACCUUGGGAAAUUUAUAGAGAACAGUAUGGAGAAUAUACAUACUGUUCUAACGGUGUGAAGGGUUCAAUAUCGUUACAAAUAAAACCAUAAUAAUCACAGCGCCCGAUCAUGACGAAGGAAAAUAUCAGUAGAAGCUGCAUGUUGACGAAUCAAAUUUUUUAAAAAAAUAACAAGCGAAUUUCCUGAAAGCGCGGGAAAACGCGAGCCACGGUAACAAGUUGCGGUGGCCUAGCCCACUAUAACGUUAUCUGUAGCUCUGUGGCAGAGAAUCGUGGGGCGAAAUCCGAGGUCUGAGGUUAGACUCUUCGUGGGAGGCCCAGAUCUUUCAUUUUCUUACGAGACAAAAUAAAUAACAUCUCUUUUAUUACAGAGAUGGGUUUUAGUUUCUAACAAGGAGAGUUUUCGCGAUAUUUCCUAGACAAUCUCAGCACAGAGUAAAUCUCUGUAGUCGCAAACGUUGGACACGGUUACAUUAAAAAAAUUUGAAAAAUAUUGAACCAUUGUGUAUGAGAAGAGCCUCUGUGUAGCAUGUCUUGCAAUUGUAGAGUUAUCUAUGUUACAUUGCUGCCGGUAUUAGUUUAAUCGAUAGCAAAACUUAUUUUUCAGAUGGCCAGGUGCACUGAUUGAAGUAAAAGAUGAAAGAAGCUAAACGAAAGCAAAGAAAAAGCACUAUUUCAGGGUUCUACUUUGCAAGAAAUGGCUUGAGCCUGAGUAAGAGCAGCGGCGUCUUCAUGGCAACAAGCUUCUCGUUACAUAAUCACGCUAGGGUCACGUGAUCUCGUGUGAAGGCUGUGUGGCACGGUUGACAUCUCACUAGAAAUGGAGUUCGCUACGGAGGAGACCUCGAUCCGUUAUGCGCAAGUCCCUUUCGAAUCAUACAGAUAACAUUCAAGAUCCAAAAAGGAAAAAAAUUGAAGAAGCAUCGCAGUGAAAACGUUCAACCCAUAUUAUUCCUUUUCUGUUACAUUUUAAGAAAAAUUUGUUUGAAAGAGAGGUGGGGAAGGGGGCAGGGUGAUAUUAACCUGCACCUCAUUUACGAGGAACCUUCCUGGAAAACCCUUUCUCGUUCCUGAAAACGAUUUCAUUCAAUUUUAAUGCGUCAGACAUUUGUUACCUGAGCCACUUAGUCAUGACUUCCGUAUAAUCCCAUACUUUAUCAUGCACAGCUCUCUGUUUUAAAGAAAGUAAUGACGGAACCAUUGGAUUCAAUCUAGAUUCUUUGUCAUCCUCGCUUUCUUUGGCUAUAAGUACUGAUCGACACCAAAUUGAAUUUGGUUCGGUGAAAUCAUUGUCCGUUUCUUCAAAAAUGUUGUAAUCGAUUAAUUUUGUUUUAGAGACCACGGUAUCAGCAAUGGGUCCAAGGAGUUCAAGUGCUUUAUAUCAUAGCAAGUUUUAUUGAGUCCGGUUUUUAUUAUACGCAACACUGAACUUUGAGUGCCCUGAAGCAGGGAAACAGUUUGCACCUACAGAAACGAACGAGGACUGUACAUAAGUUCUUUUUUAAGUAAUAGCGUUCUAUUUUUGUAUUUUGCUGAUGAACACGCUUAAGUUUCCUACUUGAUUGUGUAUAAAUGUUACAUCGCCCAUUUGAAUUAUUUUCAUGCAAGGAGGGCAGUGUGAAAAAAGCAGUAUUUUUGUACAAGUGAUAUUAAAAUCGUUAUGGAAG